This is a messenger RNA of Cavenderia fasciculata, 1473 nucleotides long. Its product is annotated as beta-lactamase family protein. The transcript has a single exon. Bases 1 to 1473 code for a protein of 490 amino acids. Gene Ontology annotation, molecular function: serine-type endopeptidase activity. Lineage: Eukaryota; Evosea; Eumycetozoa; Acytosteliales; Cavenderiaceae. Gene Ontology annotation, biological process: proteolysis. Gene Ontology annotation, cellular component: membrane. The record is from RefSeq and is a predicted model, not a curated record.
AUGACAACUAGUAAAGCAAAGAUGACAUUUAAAGGAGCAGCUUCAUCGAUUAGAGAUGGUGUUGGAUUGUAUUUUGGUGUAUUGAAUGCACAAAAUCAAAAUCAACAACAACAGAUGGGCGACGAUAAUAAUGGUAUGAAUAAUAAUCAACACCAUGGAGACACUGGUUCACCAACAAACGAGGAACCGUAUUGGAUGAAAGAUAGUUUUUGGGAAAAACAACACCCACGAAACGAUGUUGAAAUGCAUCCAUAUCCUGAUGCACCCCCUUCCUACGCAUCACAUGCUUUCCAACAACAACAAAUGCAACAACAACAAAUGCAAUAUCAACCGCAACAACCUGGAUUACAACCACCACCAGCAAUGUUGGAUUACUAUCCACCCAAUGUAUACGUAUCGGAUGGUGAUGAAUCAUUGAGAGGUCGUGGAAGAGGUAGAGGAAGAGGUAGAGGAAGAGGUGCUGCAGCUAGUCAAGGUCGUGAACACACCUCAACAGAGAUGGGUCCUGUUUCAGGUAGUGGCGGUGUAGUACCACCCUCGACACCAUCAGCACAGCACUCACACCAUACUAGUAUGGGUAAAGGUGGAAAAGGGUCACACCCAUCAAGACAAUCGAAUCUGUCUCGUGGUAUUUCAUCGUAUGCGCUCAAAAAUGAAGCCGAUGGUAUGGGACCACCACCAGCACCACCCCAACAAUACACACCCUACUUUAUCAUACUCGUAUCGAUCAUUGACACUUGUCUAUUGAUUUGGGAGAUUGUAUUGAAUGGUGGAUUCGAGCCGUGGAAGACUAACCCUUGGUUUGGUCCAUCUGCCUCGACUCUGCUCAAUGUCGGUGCAAAGUAUGCACCACUGAUUCUAUACGGUGAAUGGUGGCGUUUCUUUUCACCCAUCUUUCUACAUGUUGGUAUUUUCCAUUUACUCAUGAAUCUUGGUACACAGCUACGUAUUGGUAUGCAACUUGAACGUUCCUAUGGUGCUCAUCGUAUCGUUCCCAUCUACCUACUCUGUGGUGUUAUGGGUAAUCUUUGUAGUUCCAUCUUUCUCCCACUAUCCGUGCAAGUCGGUGCUUCGGGAUCUAUCUUUGGGUUCCUCGGUGUAUUGCUCGCCGAUUUGGCACGUAAUUGGAGUGCACUCGCCUCGCCAUACCUCAACUGCUGCUCACUCGUCUUUACGAUCAUCACUUCAUUUGCCGUCGGUCUCUUUUUGCCAGGUGUCGACAACUUUGCUCAUUUUGGUGGUUUUGUUAUGGGUAUCUUGACAGGUCUUAUCUUUUUGCCAUCACUCACCCCUAAAAAGGCCGUUGGCAAGCGUCUCUGUCUCAUCAUCAUUGCCAUCCCCAUCACAGUAGCCGCUUUCAUUGCCCUCUUUGUUGUAUUCUACCGUCAAAUCGAUACCAAAGAUUGGUGUCCAGGUUGUAAAUACAUUACUUGUCUUGAAGUUUUACCUUGGUGUAAAGUUUCAAGUACUUAA